GGGCGCCGGGAGCUGCGCCGCCCCGCUCGCCCCGCCGCCGGCCGCGCCAUGGACGCAGGAGUGGACACAAAAGGGGGUGCUGGCCCUGAGGGCCCUGAGGACCCCCCGAGACCCGAGCUCCCGCAGCUCCCGCGCCGCCCGCAGCUCCUGGAUGAAGACGGAGGGCCCAGUGAGGAAGCAGCCGGGGACGGGGGCAGCGCCCCAGCCCCGGCCGUCCCCCCGGCCGACUCCCAGGCCGCAGCCACCGCGGCGCCCCCCGCCCAGGCCCAGGCCCAGGCCACCGGCGAGGGUGAUGCGAGGCAGGGGCCCAAGGUGGCAGCCGGCGGCGUCCCCAACAUCGGCUUCGUGGGCGAGCCCCCGCCCUAUGCACCGCCCGACCCCAAGGCCGUGCAGCUGCUGUACCCGCCCUUCCCCCAGGGGCCGGUCCUCUUCCAGCCUGGACCCUCGCCCCAGGCCUUGUACCCGCCGCCCGCCACGCCGCUCUACCCUGCGCCCGCCCCCCCACAGCUGUUCGCGCCCUUCCCCAUGUACAACAGCCCCCUGGCCGGCGUGCCCGCGCCCGCCGCGGGGGAGCACAGGCCCCUGCCCAAGGACUACAUGAUGGAGUCCGUGCUGGUGACCCUCUUCUGCUGCCUGCUCACCGGGCUCCUCGCCAUCGUCUACUCCCACGAGACGCGCUCGGCCCUGAGCCGGGGAGACCUGGCCCAGGCGGAGGAGGCCUCCCGCAAGGCCCGCUCCCUCGUGCUGUUCAGCCUGCUCUUCGGGGUCUUCGUGUCCACCAGCUGGGUCAUCUACGUGCUGGUGGCCCUCUACCUCCCGUGAGGCGGGGCUGCUCCAGGGGCGACAGGAGGCCGGACCCCGCCCUGGCCAGACUCCUGU
Molecule: messenger RNA, 879 nt
Organism: Eptesicus fuscus (big brown bat)
Lineage: Eukaryota; Metazoa; Chordata; Mammalia; Chiroptera; Vespertilionidae
Gene: PRRT1B
Product: proline rich transmembrane protein 1B
Exons: 4
Coding region: 49-822 (257 amino acids)
Cellular component (GO): membrane
Source: RefSeq, a predicted model, not a curated record